UGUAGUCCCAAGGAGCAGCAACAGUCAGCAACACCCACCGCGCGCCCACUCCGCCUCUCCUCCAGGCAUUCUGCACAGACAGGCGGGCUGGGCACAGCCGCGUGGAGAACAACACCGUCGCGAAAAGAGCAACCUCUCCAAGCCUCUUUACGCAGAAAACGUGAGGAGAGAGAGGGGGGAACAAGCGGGUGAGGCUGGACUAUCAGUCGGACAUCAACCCAGCGGAAACAACAUUUCAAAAGUUGACAAAGAGCAGAGGACCAUCUCCUACAGCUGCAGCAGCCUGGUGUCUCUCUGUAGACCCCUGUCCGGACGUGGAGAACAAUCCCAUCCGUCUCUCACCGCGCCGAGGAGACGGGGACAGGAGCUGUGAAAGGGGAAACCAACGUGGAGAGGACGAGGGGAGGCACAGCUGCGGAGGACACGAGCAAGCACCCAGAGGCAGAGGGGUGGACGAGGAGAGGAUGGAGGCCCUGCUUCCUGUGUUGAAGAGUCACCCAGGUCUGUCGGUGCUGGUGAGCUCUCUGUUUUUCAGGGUGGCCCACCGACUUCUGCAGAAGCUUCCUGUGCCCAAGGUGGUCAGGCAGGAUGAACUCCACUCCUGGAAGUGGAGGAACCUCUCAGUCUCUCUGGUGCACUCCCUGCUGACUGGGGCAUGGGCCCUGACAUGUGUGGUCGUUUGGCCAGAGACGCUGAGCAACCUCCACUCGUACCACACCCCUCUGUCCUACCUGCUCGUCUGCGUCUCAACAGGAUACUUUGUGCAAGACGCAGGUGACAUUAUCUUGACGGGACAUGCAAGAGGAUCAUGGGAAUUCUUAGUCCAUCAUGCACUGGUGAUCUCGUGUUUCCUGUACGCCCUCUACACUCAGCUCUAUGUAGCCGGCGCUGUCAUCGCUCUCUUUGUGGAGGUCAACAGUGUCACUCUGCACCUCAGGCUGAUGCUGAAGCUGGCCGGCGCUCAGUCCUCCACCAUGUACUACGUCAACAAACUCGCCAACCUCCUCACCUACGUCGCGUUUCGCCUGAGCACCCAGGCCUACCUCACCUGGUACAUCGUCAACAAUUACUCCUGGAUGGACCGCGGUGGAUACUUUCUCUUCAGCAUGAUGCUGAUGAACAUCAUGAUCCUGGUUUAUUUCUACCGCCUGCUCCGUGCUGACUUCUUCCCCAGGAGUAAGAGCAGUGCGCGGCAGAACGGGACCCAUAACAACAACUCCAGAAAGUUUCUCAGUGAUUGACUGGGGAAGGUCUGCGGGACUAUAGAUUAUGUUUUUAUUGAGGGUGGCAGUUCACAAAUUUUUGUCUCUUUCAAACCGUCACUGACAACAUUCCUCUGGACAACAGGUUCCCCCUAUUGUGUCUCACUGCCAAAUAACCUCUUCCUCAGAAUUAGCAGAACAAGGCGCAGCCUUAAAAAACCUGCUUUUUUACAAAUGUCGGAAAAUCUGAAAACUGGCUUUUCAUAGGAAAAACUCAAGCAACCUUUCCUUAGGAUGUUGCCACUUAUAGCAUAUUUAACAUUGAUUUUCAGCGUCACAUAACUUUAAAGGAAUAAGUUUAUAUUUUUCAGUCAUAGUGACACCACUCUCCUAGUUAUAUGCUAAAUACGAAGCCAUAGCCAGCAGCUGCCUACAGUAGUUUAGCGUUCCUACCUUAGCAUAAAGACUGUUAACAAUGGCAACAGAAAUCCUACAUGAUAUAAUGCAUUAAGUAGUGAACUUCAGAUAUUGUGCUGUGUUAAUAGAUAAACACAAAAAAAGUAGAAAGACACAAACGUUAAAGAACAUCACACGAGGCGCUGAGCAAACUGUUUGCUAAACAACACUUGUAGUUGGACGUGUAAGGGUUAAAGAAACACAUUUCAGCUUUUAGUGAUUCAUUAUUAAGAAGCUUUUUUUGUGCCAAGUCAGAUACAACCAAAAAAUGGACUUUACCAGUCAUAAUUAUUGCAUUUUUGAUUAUUCAUUUUAUUUAACCUUUAUUCCACCAGGAAGAAUGUGAGGUUAUAAUGUCUGAACUGAAGGCAGCGUUACCACUUUCAACCUGAAUGUUGACAAUAUGACAUAAAUGCAGCAUUUGAAUGCAGAUGUUAAUUUAUCGUAUUAAUCUUAUUUGAAUUUCAGCCAGAAAGAAAUGUUAAAAUAUUCUCAAAUUAUUAUUUAACCCAUCAUGAAAAAGAACAACAACUGUGUGAUAAGUUGUUCAACAGGUGCGUCAGGAAUGUGACAUUGCAUUUUAAGAUUUGCUAACAGACUAAGCUCAGUGUUGCCAUACCUCGUUAACAUUUGCUUGGGUAACAGUGUUUUAAUGUGGAGAAAAUUUAGAUAAAGACCAAUUUUCUCUCCCGGGUGUUCGAACGAUUCGCCAUUUGGGGAUUUUCUGACAGUGGACUGAAUCUAAGCACUCGCAUUUUAAUACUAAGAAUGUGUAAAUACAGUACAUCCUCUCCCUUAGUCUCAGUGAAACCAUUUGUGGCUGAGAGAUGCUUUGACUGAACUGGUACAUACUGUUGUAAAGGACCAAUAGAACUGUUCUUGUGAAACCUGUUGGCGUGGAGCUGUAUUCGGAAUCUUCCAGCCAAUUAACAGUUUGUCAGCUUUGCUCUUUGGGAAGUGGGCACCAUGAGAAGCCCUUCAUAAUGAGCGGGCGGCACCACAGUCAAUUAUGAUAGUGCGUCCAGAGUACUUAGGCCUGAUGUGGGGUGACGGGAGAAUAUCCUCACCGUGAGUAUUGUUUUUGUUCGUUUUGCGAAGCAAUCAUACUUUUACAGAGUGCAUGCCUUUUCAAGAUAUGGAAAGACAAAAUUCUGGUGAAGAUGGAACUCUUCUCCCUUCUGGCAUUUUGUAUAUAUAUUUACUCUAGUGUGUAUUCCCUUUUUGAUAUAAUCCAUCAGAUAAUACAAGUACCCACCAUCAACCAUUAGUGGACUUUAAAUGAUGAUUUUCUAAUCAUGCCACAAAUCACACAUGCUGACAAAGUCGUUUAAACAAAAACCUAAUGAUCAGCUCAUUUUAUUUUCUAUUUCAGGCACCACCAUGUGUCUGACCUGUGCCCCAGUGCCUUUACCAUGGUGCCUUUUCGAACAGAGCAGAGAUAAAGACGAUAACAAAGAAUAGAUAGGCUAUUGAAUAAUAUCUGUGUGGGCUUUUAUAAAGUCAAACUAACACUAUAAAAUUGACAAUGACAAAACUAAUGUAUCUUGUAUUAAAGUGACAAUUGUUUUUUUUAUUUUUUUGGAGUGCUGUAUUUUUGGAUUGUUAAGUGGUAUCAUGAAAUAAAAAGAUAUAAAGUCA
Molecule: messenger RNA, 3296 nt
Organism: Scophthalmus maximus (turbot)
Lineage: Eukaryota; Metazoa; Chordata; Actinopteri; Pleuronectiformes; Scophthalmidae
Gene: tlcd1
Product: TLC domain containing 1
Exons: 4
Coding region: 465-1241 (258 amino acids)
Biological process (GO): phospholipid homeostasis; plasma membrane organization; membrane assembly
Cellular component (GO): plasma membrane
Source: RefSeq, a predicted model, not a curated record